This is a messenger RNA of Meleagris gallopavo (turkey), 2531 nucleotides long. The record is from RefSeq and is a predicted model, not a curated record. Lineage: Eukaryota; Metazoa; Chordata; Aves; Galliformes; Phasianidae.
UGCUCGGCUCUAUGCGGGGCGGCCAUGGAGAAGUUGUACCUGGCGGGGAGCGGCCUGUGGGCCAACGGCACGCUGGGGAACGGCAGCCUGCAGCCCGAGGACAGGACGACCGUCAGGAACGGCACCGCGGACCCCCUGAAGAGGAACGAGGACAUGGCCAAGGUGGAGGUGACCGUGCUCUGCCUCAUCCUCUUCUUCGCCCUGAGCGGCAACCUGUGCGUGCUCCUGGCCAUCCACACCACCCGGCAGAAGCACUCCCGCAUGUACUUCUUCAUGAAGCACCUGAGCAUCGCCGACCUGGUGGUGGCCGUCUUCCAGGUCCUGCCCCAGCUCAUAUGGGACAUCACCUUCAGGUUCUACGGCCCCGACUUCCUUUGCCGGCUGAUCAAGUACUUGCAGGUGGUGGGAAUGUUCGCCUCCACCUACAUGCUCCUGUUGAUGUCCCUGGACCGCUGCUUGGCCAUCUGUCAGCCACUGCGGUCCCUGCAUAGGCGGGCGGACCGGGUCUCCGUCCUGCUCACCUGGCUGCUGUGCCUGCUGGUCAGCAUCCCCCAGAUCCACAUCUUUUCCCUGCGGGAUGUGGGGAACGGAGUGUACGACUGCUGGGCGGAUUUCAUCCAGCCCUGGGGACCCAAAGCCUAUGUCACCUGGAUAACCCUCAUGGUCUACAUCAUCCCAGUGUUGAUGCUGAGCGUCUGCUACGGCUUAAUCAGCUUCAAAAUCUGGCAGAACGUGAAGCUGAAGACGGCCCACGGGCCCCCCGGGGGGCUGAGCUCCACCGCCCGCGGCGGAGCGGCGUUUGCCAGGGUCAGCAGCACGCGGCUCAUUUCCAAAGCCAAGAUCCGGACGGUCAAAAUGACUUUCAUCAUCGUGCUGGCGUUUAUCGUGUGCUGGACGCCCUUCUUCUUCGUGCAGAUGUGGUCGGUGUGGGACACCAACGCUCCGCAGGAAGGUACGUCCUCCCCCCGCGGCUGUGUGCGUGCAGGGACUGCGGCGCUCUGGGCCGGGGGCUGCGAGAGACAGCAACGUCUCGAGGGCUCGGGGGCCUGGAGGGGGCGAGGAGAGAUUCUGAGCGUGGAACAGCACCGGGAGAGGCGGCAGCGGCUGCCCCUGAGCUCCCCUCACUGGAGCCGCGCGUCUCCCGUGCCGAAUCCUUUUUUUUUUCCUGCGGUAUUGCUCUGUCACCGCUGACUUCUUUGCUUCCAACUCUUCUGCCCUCCCGUCCCUCCCCUCUGUUUCCACCUGCCCGGGUACCGUGCUGCUUCUGUAUGGCUCUGGAUGGAGCACAGGUCUUCCAAAAGCCCUCUGAUUUAAGUGCAAGGUUUUGCCUCCUGGGUGCGGUGUCACUGCUUUGCUAUGUUUUACGCUCGGUGCUGGCUGCGGCUGCCAUCCCCGGGGCUGCAAGCAGUGAGACUCACCGCCCGGCUCAGGUCCGCGUGCUGUGCGAGCCGCUGCUGCCCCUGCACGGGAGCGUCCCCGCAUCUGGGAAAAGCCGCGUGCCGAAAAGCUCUGCACAACUUUGUGAGCUGCGAGGAAGGACAGCAAAGUGCGCUCAGGGGCAGCGCUUUGGGCACCAGCAGCACUGCGCAGUGUGGGGCUGCCGGAGGCCAACACCGGGCUGCGGCUUUGUGCUCUGCGCCUGUGUCCUGUCCGCCCGCCGCCAGUAACGGGCUGUUGGUGGCACCGCGAUGUUCCCGCAGCCCUGCGUGUGCCCUCCCAGCCGCCGGAGCAGCUCUCCUGCCCUGCUCCAGCCGCCCUCGCUGUGUCUUUCUUGCUUCUCUCUGCUCACUUAUUGCAGGAGUGGAAGUUCAGCACAGCUUUUUAAGCCCUCCCGGAUGCCCCCGACAGCUCUCUCUUGGUUUUCUAUCUGAUGAAGUCUAGUCCGAAUGUCUGAUUUUCAGACGCUGACGAUGCCGUGUCUUUCACUGUACGUCCAACCCGCAGCCCCGAGGGCUUCUCCUGACCUAUCAGCGUGCAAACACGCCGGUGCUUUGUCCGCAAGGCUGCACGGAGCAUCGGGCUCCCAGCUGCAGCUGCUCACAGACCGCGGCCGUGUUUGCCUCUGCUGGCCCCUGAAAAGAGCAGGGAGUCCCUCCGUGUGACAUCCUCAUCUCUGCCAUGUAAUGUCCCCAGCCCUUGCCCUGGCAGGCUGAGCAGGCUCUCGGGGUGCUCCUGGGGGCCUCUAGUGCAAUUUAUCAGCACCAGAGGCAGAAGAGCUGAGUCAGCGAAAGAUGGAUUUAUAUCUUUUUUUCUAAAGUGGAUUGAAAUGCUGUGAUGUGCCUCAGGUCUCUCACCACGGAUUUUCAGCAGUUUCCCUUUAUUUUAUUGAUUAAGAGCAGCCGGAGCAGUUGUCACUAGACAGGAAUUGUGGGUGAGCGGGUUAAAGGCGAAUUUGGAAACUAGACCCACAGUUUGUCCUUUUCUUCUGGUUUCAGAGGUGUGAGUGCGUUUUGGCUGAGGCGGAGAGGGAACGGGCACAGCCAGACCCAAGCGCACAUCCUCGCUGCCGGUGCUUUCCCGCAGGGCACAGG